AGCAGCAGCGGCACCACCCGCCCGGCUCCACCUUAACCGGGGCGGCCUCGCCGCCGCUGCCCGCGCCCGGGCGGCUCCGCGGGAGCGCAGGGGCGUUUAUCUCGCCCGGGAUCAGCCAAUAUUUGUGGCCACGUCAGGAGAACGAGCCCAUCCUCGCUCCGCUCCCCGGCCCCCGCCGCCGUCCCGUCCCGGUUCUCGGACACGACCGCUGGGACCCCCCCCAGCGCCUCCGCCUCCCGCCACCGGAGAUGACGGUCCCGGUGGCCCUGCUGCUCCUGAGCCUGCUGCGGACGGCGGCGGCCCGGGGCGAGCGGUGCCCGGCCUGCGGGGUGGCCGCGCUGGCCCCCGGCGCGCAGCGGGACGCGCUCCUGGCUCUGGCCAAGCAGAGCAUCCUGGCCAAGCUCCGCUUGCCCGCCCGGCCCAGCGCCCCCCAACCCCCGGGCCGGGGGGCUCUGCUGGCCGCGCUCCGCAGGCUGCGGGAGCAGCGCUCGGACGCGGCCGCGCUCCCGGGGACGCUCCGGGACGGCCCCGUCCCGCACCCGCGGCCCGGGAUGGGGCUGCAGGAGUACGAGGUGCUGAGCUUUGCCGAGUCAGGAUCCUCCACCUCCCGCAGCGUCCGCCUGCAUUUCCGCUUCUCCCGGGAGCUGGCCAGGAGCACGGAGAUCCUGCAGGCCACCCUCUACCUGUUCUGGGCAGCCCCCAGCCCCGGGGCACAGCCCGUCACCGUCAGGCUCCUGUGGCCGGACCCGGCGGGGACAAACACGACGGUGGCCAGCGAGACGUGGCUGGAGGUGCAGAGCCCCGGCUGGACCGCGCUGGACGUGGGACCGGCCGUGCGGAGCGUCUCGGGACAGGACACCCCGCGGCUCACGGUGGAGCUGGAGGUGCCGGAGGACCGCGGGUCCCCCCUCCCGGCUGACCACAGCGAUUCCCAGCGGCCGUUCGUGGUGGCCCGAGCCCGGGCCAGGACGUCCCACCGCCUCCACCGGCGCGGCGUCGACUGCGGCGCGGGCUCGCGGAUGUGCUGCCGCCAGGAAUUCUUCGUGGACUUCAAGGAGAUCGGCUGGGAGGACUGGAUCAUCCAGCCCGAGGGGUACCACAUGAACUACUGCGCGGGGCUGUGCCCGCUGCACAUGGCCGGGAUCCCCGGCCUGGCCGCCUCCUUCCACACCGCCGUCCUCAACCGCAUCAAAGCCGCCAGCGCGGCCGCCGCCGUGGACUCCUGCUGCGUCCCCACCCAGCGCCGGCCCCUCUCCCUGCUCUACUACGACCGCGACAGCAACAUCGUCAAGACCGACAUCCCCGACAUGAUCGUGGACUCCUGCGGCUGCACCUGAGCGGGCGGCGGGACAGGGACACCGCAGGCAGGGCGAAACCGCGGGCAGGGCUCCCUCCUCCCGGCUCCCGGGGCAGGGCUCCCUCCUCCCGGCUCGGCAGAGCUCCUUCCUCCAGGAUCCCGGGGCAGGGCUCCCUCCUCCCGCCUCCUGGCUGCGAGACGGGAGCCCUGCCGAGGAAUUUGUUCCUCCUCAGGGUGAUGCUGAACGUGCGAGUUGUUCUCUGCUCGCUCGCCUCCCACCCGUCUCUUUUCCCCCUUUGGAUCUGCCCCCGGAUUUCUCUCACAGCACCUCAGACCGGUUCCCGGUGGGCUCCAGCCCCUCCUCCUGCCGGACACUGCGGCUCAGGGUGGUCCCACUGCCGACCCAUCCUGAAGUCGUGGGUGCAGCUACACCAACGCAGGACCCACCAGUGGCCACCCCGGGCUGCUGGGGCUCUGGAGAGGACUGAGGGGAGGGGAGGGGAUGGGAGGGAAGGGGAUGGGUCACCCCUGUGGCCUCACUCAGCUGGAUGUGAGGCUGAGGAGGACAAGGAAGGGGAAAUCAAUCCCAGUGGGAGGAAUGUGUCUCCCUCUCUGAGCAUCCCUGGUGUUCAAUAAAGACUCCCAGCCGUGGUGUG
Messenger RNA from Neopelma chrysocephalum (saffron-crested tyrant-manakin), 1953 nucleotides. Its product is annotated as inhibin beta C chain-like. Gene Ontology annotation, cellular component: extracellular region. The record is from RefSeq and is a predicted model, not a curated record. Gene Ontology annotation, molecular function: hormone activity; growth factor activity; cytokine activity. The transcript has 2 exons. Bases 249 to 1337 code for a protein of 362 amino acids. Lineage: Eukaryota; Metazoa; Chordata; Aves; Passeriformes; Pipridae. Gene Ontology annotation, biological process: BMP signaling pathway; SMAD protein signal transduction.